GGCAGGGAACUAGGAUGGCAGUGGAGCAGGGUGACAGAGGAGCAAGGCGGCAGUGAAACGGAAGGGUGACAAGAGAGCAGGGUGGCAGGAGAGUGAGCUGGGUUGGGGUGGCUGAGGAGGGACAAUAACUGCUGGGAGGGAGGUGCUAGGCGGUAGCUGUGUGAGAACCAGUUUGCGAGGUCCAGAUUGGCAGCAGAUCCUGAACCAGGAGGAGCUGAGCAUCCAUACGGCCCCUGCCGAGAUCAGACGCGACGACAGCGACUCGGUUUGGGGGAAGAAAUUGGAGGCGGGGGAAGCUUUUUUGCUGAAAUGAAAUUUGAACCCCAAAGUGGGAGGGAAGUGGAGGUGGGGGGCACGGCUCUCUCCACAUGGUUAUUACUGCUGUUUUCCACCCAGCUGAAAGGAGAAUGUAGCUUAAUAUGGACCCGCGGGGAGGAGAAGCACUCGGGAACGGGGAUUUGGCAGGAGGGAGCUGGGAAACAGCGAGAGGAACGUAGAGAUGGGAGCUCGGUCGCCUGCCAGCCCCUCGCACUGGAGAACGGUGCCAGCCCGCCAGCCGAGUGGUUCCCGCGUGCCCAGGGCUCCGGCCCCCGCCAGCCCGGCAGCGACGGCGACAGCAGGAGCUUCCGAGUGAACCUGUACUGCAAACACCCCCGGAACAGAGAGCUCAAGUGCAAUAGCAGGAGCAGCAGCAAAGCCGAGGGUCCUGGUGUCACCUUCCCUGACCCCCAUGUCAGCAACUGCUCGGCCAAGCGGCACGCGGGGGAGGAGGAGGUCAGGAUGCGCGUGAAGCCCCCGGGCCCAGUGGUAACGACCAGCGUUGUGCGUGGCUCGCCCGACUACGUCCGAGAGCCCAAGUUCUACCCGCCGGGACACCCGGUGCAGCGGCCCCCCGCCUGCCCGGCCGAGAAGGCGUUGUCCUGCAGUGUGCUCAGCUUCCCUGAGGGGUCGUGCCCCGCGCUCGGCCGGGAGCACCAGGCAGGCUCGCUGCUGCACGGCGACCCGGCCGACCGCUGCCAGAGCGUCCACGGGGGCACCAAGGCGGCCGAGGACCUGCUGGGCUGCGCCGGGGAGCCCCGGAUCCUGGGGGGCAGCGCAGAGGAGGCAUCUGCCCGCGAUCGGGCUCCCAAAACCUUCCCCAACGCGACGCUGGCCUCGGGCCGCUGCAACGUAGACGGCAUCCUCGCCUUGCUCCGGAGCAAGUGCGGCAACGGGCACAUCAACCUCCACCCUGUGGUGCAGCUCAUCGACAUCAUGAAGGACCUCAACCGCCUCUCUGAGGACCUAAAGAACAGCGGGGUGCACCUGGACUGUGGCAGCCUCCGUGGCGGCGGCGGGGCUCACGAGGACAGCCGCCUCCUGCCCGCUGACCGUGACCUCCAGUACAGCUUCUUCUCCUCGCCCUCCCUGGCCAACAGCAUCCGCAGCCCCGAGGAGCGGGGGGUGCUCCUCAAAUCCGACCCGUCGCGGCAUCCCCGGCCCCCAGCGCGUGACGGAGAGGCUGACGGAGGCGGGGGGAGCACCCCGCAGCCCCCAGGACACGGUGUGGGUGUGGGAGAUGUCUCCAAAGCUCCGGCAGAUGAAGCUGGUUGCUCCCAGCCCGAUGCCAGCGAUUACUCGGAACUGGCCGAGGCGGACAUCCUGAACGAGCUGGCCUCCCUGGCUUGCCCAGGGACGCAGCUGCUGGAGUCGCAGGCGAUGGAGCCGCAGCCCCAGUUGCUGCCAGCCCAAGAGCUGGACUCCCAAUCCCGGCUGUUGGAUUCCCAGUCCCUGGAGUCACAGCCCCAGCUGCUUGAUUCACAGAGCCUGGAGCCGCUGCCAGAGUCGCUGGAGCUGCAAAACCUGGAGCCGUUGGGGCUGCAGUCGCUGGAGCCGCUCUCUGAGUCUCUGGAACUGCAGUCGCUGGAGCCUCUGUCCGAGUCGCUGGAGCUGCAGUCACUGGAGCCACUGGCAGAGCCUCUGGGGCUGCAGACCCUGGAGCCGCUGCCCGGGGCGCUGGAGCCCUCGCUGCUGCCCACUGAGCCCUCGCUGCUGGAGCCACAGCCGCUGGGAGCCGUCUCGGAGCUGCUGGAGGCACAGCCGGGCACUGGGGACCCUCUGCGGCCCCACGGGCUGCAGCCCCGGCUCGGGGGGUGUCCCCUGAGCGCGAUGGUGAAGCGGGGUCCCUGCGGGGGCCGGGGGGCCGGGCGGUGUGGCGAAGACCACCGCAAGUACGCCCUGCGCCGGACUGAUAAGCCAAAGAUGCUGUGCCGCCGGAGGAGGGCGGGGCGAGGGCGCCGGGUGGACAUCACCCCUGAGAGCCACGUCCUGUCCCCCCUCACCCUGCCCGCUGAGCUGCCCCCCGGGCCCGAGGAGCCUGACACCCCGGUGCUGAGCCCCCCACCGCCAUCGCCUCCCACCACGCUGGACCCCAACGAGAUGCCCAAAGCCCCCACGGCAGGGAAGAAGAGCAAGUGCCGGGGGGUGAGGAAGAUGGUGGUGAAGAUGGCCAAGAUCCCCGUGUCCCUGGGGAGGAGGAACAAGACCACCUACAAGGUGUCAUCGCUCAGCAGCAACUUGAACCUGGAGGGGAAGGAGCUGGCAGCCAGCAGCUCCAUGGAGCCCACGCCACUGCUCAAGAUGAAGAACAAUGGGCGCAACGUGGUCGUGGUGUUCCCCCCUGGCGAGAUGCCCAUUAUCCUGAAGCGCAAGCGGGGCCGGCCUCCCAAAAACCUGCUGCUGGGCCAAACCAAGCCCAAGGAGCCCACCCCUGAAGUGAAGAAGAGGAGGAGGAGGAAGCAGAAGCUGGCCUCGCCCCAGCCCUCCUACAUCGCCGACACCAAUGACAGCAAAGCCGACUACUCGGAUGUGUUGGCCAAGCUGGCCUUCCUCAACAGACAGAGCCAGUGCUCGGGGCGCUGCUCACCGCCCCGCUGCUGGACCCCCAGCGAGCCCGACUCCAUCCACCAAGCCCCCGACACCCAGAGCAUCUCCCACUUCCUGCACCGUGUCCAGGGCUUCCGCCGGCGCGGCGGCAAGGCGGGGGGCUUCGGUGGGCGCGGGGGAAGCCACGCUGCCCGCGCCGCACGCUGCUCCUUCAGCGAUUUCUUUGAGGGCAUCGGGAAGAAGAAGAAGGCCCCCACUGCCCUCCACGCUGACCCCGUGCACCCCCGCAAGCGCGGCCGGCUGGAGCCCGACCCCGUGGGCAAGCCCAAGCGGAAGCGACGGGCACGCAAGAACGGGGCACUGUUCCCCGAACCCAGCUCCGGGCAGAGCUUUGGGGACGGCCCCGCCACAGAGUGGGGCGGGGGGGAGAAGGGCAGCCCCUGGGCCCCCCACCACGGCCACCCCGGCGGCCAGGCUGGACGCAACGGUGGCUACCAAGGGGCCGAGGCCAGACCCUUCCAUGCUGCGGGGUUGGAGUCGGGCUCCUCUGGCCGCGCCGGUUUCUACGCCGGCAGCGCACCAUCCUCGCAGGCAGAGACCGGUCCGGAGCGGCACAGCCUCUUCACCGGCUACUUCCGCUCCUUGCUGGACUCCGAUGACUCCUCCGACCUGCUGGACUUUGCCCUCUCCGCGUCCCGCUCCGAGUCCCGUAAGUCGGCGGCUGCCUACACGGCCCCCCCGGCCGCGCUGCCCGGCCAGCGGGGCAUGGCUGCCUACGCUGCCCGCGGCGGCAAAGUGCCGGCGGCCAGCCCCGGUGCCGAGGCCUUCCACGCGGCCAUGCAGGGUCGGCCAGCGUUCCCGCCCGGCCGCGCCUCCAGCGGCUACGGCGUGACCCAAGGCUCGGCAGAGUGCCGGGGCACCGAGUCCUUCCCCAAACUGGCCCCGCCGUCGGCUGUGUCCCGGUCGCCCACGGCUCACCCAGCGGCCAGUGGCACCCCGGGCUACUCCCCGUACGGCAGCUAUGGCAGCGCCGGGCAGAGCGUGGCACCGGCCAGCGUGUUCCCGCCAGGGAAGCAGUACCCAUCAGCACAGGACUGCCCCAACAGCAAGGACUGCAGCUUCGCCUACGGCAGUGGCAGCAGCCUCCCGUCCUCACCCAGCAGUGCCCACAGUGCCGGCUACGCGCCACCGACAGCUGGUCCCAGUCUGCCCCUGGGAAAAGCCGCCUUCUUCAACAGUGCCGAGCAGGGGGGGCAGUUCUCCAGCGCCGCGCACACGCCCCUGCGCUGCGACAGCCGGGCCAGCACCGUCUCGCCCGGCGGCUACAUGGUGCCCAAGGGGUCAGCGUCCUUCCAGCCCUCACCUGAAAACUGCCGGCAGUUCCCCAGUGCCGCGCCGUGGGCCUUCCGGCAGGGCUACGGCGGCUUGGAUUGGAGCUCAGAAGCCUUCAGCCAGCUCUACAACCCGGGCUUCGAGUGCCACCUCAAUGAACCCAACGUCAUCCUGGACAUCUCCAACUACACCCCGCAGAAAGCCAAGCAGCAGACGGUCUCCGAGACCUUCUCGGAGUCCUCCUCUGACAGCACCCAGUUCAACCAGCCGGCUGGUUACCGGCGCGCCAACAGCGAGGCGUCCUCCAGCGAGGGCCAGUCCAGCCUCUCCAGCCUGGAGAAGCUGAUGAUGGACUGGAAUGAGGCAUCCUCUGCUCCUGGCUACAACUGGAACCAGAGCGUCCUCUUCCAGAGUAACUCUAAGCCCGGUCGAGGCCGACGGAAGAAGGUGGACAUGUUCGACACCUCCCACCUGAGUUUCUCCUCCUCUUCCUCUUCUUCCUCCGUGUACCCCUCCAAGAGGAACACUGGACCCCGUCAGCCCCGGGGCUCCCGAGGGGCUUGUGCCUCCAAGAAGGAGAGGGGUACAGGCAAAGCCAAGUUCCCCACCAAGUCACAGGCGGUGAACCCCCUCUUCCAGGACAGCACGGACCUGGGCUUGGACUACUACAGCGGGGACAGCAGCAUGUCCCCCCUGCCCUCCCAGUCCCGGGGCUUCGGGGUGGGGGAGCGGGACCCCUGUGACUACACCGGCCCCUACUCCAUGAACCCCUCCACCCCCUCGGAUGGGACCUUUGUCCAGGGGUUCCAGAGCGACUCCCCCGGUUUGGGGCAGCCGGAUUUGGAGAGCAAGCACUUCCCUGCCCUCCCGCACCAGCUGGCGGCCCCCGGCCAGCAGACUGUGUUCGAGGCCGGUUUGCAGAAAGCCUUCUCGCCCAACUGCUCCCCGACCUUGGCCUUCAAGGAGGACCUCCGGGCGGGCAGCAUCCGAAAGCUGCCCGCCUGCGACUCGCUCAAACACAGCAUGCAGGGGGGGGCCCUGCCGCACGCCCCGCACCUGGCCUGCCGCGACCUGCCCAUGCCUCAAGCGCACUAUGACUCCCCCAGCUGCAAAAACCCCCCGUACUGGUAUUCCCCCAACGCCAGCACCCGCAGCCCUUCCUACGACGGCAAGGCGGGCGCUGGCAUGCUGGUAGACUUCAUGGGCAGGACGGACCCCCCAUGUCUGAACCCCCACUUGAGCAGCCCGAGCAGCACCCACCCCUCCAAGGGCGAGAAGGAGCCCUUGGAGAUGUCCCGGGCUCACCACCGAGGACCCUACGCUUGUCCCUUGAUCAAUGACUUGAACAUCUCCCCCGUACCAAGAGACUCAAUGUUGCAGCUGCAGGACAACUACAGGUACCCCAGUUUUGCACCCCAAGGGCACCCCGUCAUGGCCCCCACCCAGAAGAGCGGGUUUUUGGGACCCAUGGUAGAGCAACAGCACCCUGAGGACACUUUUACGGUCACCUCAUUGUAGUGUCUGCUGACGUGCCAACGGGACAACGAGGUUUUGUUACAGGGUAGGUGGGGGAGAACCUGGGAGUGAGGGUGGCAGAAGGGGACACAGGGGACCCUCAGGGCCCUUCUCAUCGUGUCCCCCUCUCUCUCCAUGUUGUGUUUCUCUUUCAGAGGUAAUUUAGCCAGCACUUUUUUCUGGAACACUUUUCAAGUUCUGUAUUUAACUGGGAUUGGAACCGUUUGUUUGUUUUCUUAAAAAAAAAAAAAAAGGAAAAAAAAAAAGAAAGAAAAA
Serinus canaria (Common canary) is the source of this 5988-nucleotide messenger RNA. It is a transcript of the gene AHDC1, whose product is annotated as AT-hook DNA binding motif containing 1. Bases 310 to 5715 code for a protein of 1801 amino acids. The record is from RefSeq and is a predicted model, not a curated record. Lineage: Eukaryota; Metazoa; Chordata; Aves; Passeriformes; Fringillidae. The transcript has 4 exons.